Messenger RNA from Coniophora puteana RWD-64-598 SS2, 1515 nucleotides. Its product is annotated as subtilisin-like protein. Gene Ontology annotation, molecular function: serine-type endopeptidase activity; tripeptidyl-peptidase activity. The record is from RefSeq and is a predicted model, not a curated record. Lineage: Eukaryota; Fungi; Basidiomycota; Agaricomycetes; Boletales; Coniophoraceae. Bases 1 to 1515 code for a protein of 504 amino acids. Gene Ontology annotation, biological process: proteolysis. The transcript has 8 exons.
AUGAGGUCCGUCUGGCUCGUUCUCGUUGCCGCCGGUCUCGUCUACGCCAGUCCCGCACCCUCCUUCCGUGACUGCCAGAUCAAGAUCAAGGACAGCCUCCACGGCGUUCCGCAAGGAUGGGUCCAGCAGGCACCUGCGCCCCAGGACCAACUCAUCCAGGUCAAGAUCGCCCUCGCCCAGCCGAGUGUGCACGAGCUCGAGAAGCACAUCGGCUCAGUCGACAUUGUCCGGGAGUGGCUCGCGACGCACGGUCUCGGCGAGGAGCACCUGCACAACUCGGCGGCUGGAGAUGUGGUUACUAUCCGAGUGCCCGUUGCUAUUGCUGAGAGCAUGCUCGAUACGGAAUUUCAUGUCUAUACGCACAGCACCUCCGGAGACAAUCUUCGUGCAGCCGACGACGAUGUACUAUGCGCGCCUCAAGCCCAUGCGAAGCACUGUCCACCUCUCCGGCAGCGUACCGCCACGCUCGAGACUGGCACCGUCAAGGGUCUGGCAGGCCAGGACGUCGACGCGUUGUGCCACAGCAAUAUCACGCUGGGCUGCCUCCAGCAGCUGUACAGCUUCGUCGGUUACAAGCCGUCGACCAACACAACCAUUGGGGUCACGGGCUAUCUCAAGGAGUACGCCAACCUCGCGGACUAUCAGCAGUUUCUCGGCAAUGACAGCGCCAACUUCACGGUGACGCUGAUCAAUAACGGGACGAACCCUCAAGGACAAUUUACUGGUGGUCUUGAGGCAAACCUGGACGUGCAAUACGCGUUCGGUAUUACUCGGCCGCUGAAGGGCACGUUCUACUCUACUGGUGGCUCGCCCCCGUUCAUCCUAGAAUUCAGGGACGAGCAAAACGACAACGAGCCUUACUUAGAUUGGCUGGACUACGUCCUCAACCAGACGAUUCUCCCUUCGGUCAUUUCGACUUCCUAUACCGACAAGGAGCAGACCGUGCCCGCCGACUACGCGAAGCGCGUCUGCCAGGGCUUCCAGACGCUCGGCUCUCGUGGUGUCUCCCUGCUGUUCGCCUCGGGCGACGCCGGUGUCGGCAACGGCUCCGACGAUCCCUCAGUAGCGACGACGUGUCAAUCCAACAACGGCACGAACGCCAUCGUUUUCCAGCCCGACUUCCCCGCCAGCUGCCCCUACGUGACCACCGUCUGCGCGACGCAAAAACGUCACCGAAGUCGCCGCGUCCUUCUCAGGCGGCGGCUUCUCCAAUGUCUUCCCGCGCCCGCCGUACCAGGACAUGCCUCGGGCCGUGCGUACCCGGACGUGGCCGCGCAGGGCGUCCUCUUCGAUAUCGUCCCCGGCAGCAACCACGUCGCCGUCUCGGGCACGUCCGCAUCGACCCCCACGGUCGCAGGCAUCGUCGCGCUAGUCAACGACGCGCGCGCCGCGGCGGUGGGCAACAACCCCGGGUGCGGGACCAAGGGAUUCAAUGCCAGUGAGGGAUGGGAUCCUGUCACCGGUCUCGGCACGCCUGACUUCGAAAUUUUCAAGACUGUCGCACUGAAUAACUAG